Molecule: messenger RNA, 1545 nt
Organism: Fonsecaea erecta
Lineage: Eukaryota; Fungi; Ascomycota; Eurotiomycetes; Chaetothyriales; Herpotrichiellaceae
Exons: 2
Coding region: 1-1545 (514 amino acids)
Biological process (GO): Golgi to plasma membrane protein transport
Cellular component (GO): trans-Golgi network
Source: RefSeq, a predicted model, not a curated record
AUGGCAGAACCCGCCUCCAAGGCUGCUUUCCAGAUUCAGCCGGAAAGGGGCAUCAGUUGGAUGACUCUCGGAUCUUCUAUCUACAGUAUAAUCACAAGGCUGAAAGCGUCACCAAAGAUCUAUCCAAGUCUGGAGCUGUCCUAUUCUGCUUCAGACCCAAUCACGCAACCGGUCGUGCUCAGCCUUCCUUGUAAUGGACUGAGACUCCGGUUCGACGGUCCAGACCAGCGACUACGGCUAAUUGAGGUUUUGGACUUUUCUCUCAGCUCUUUUGUCUAUAAGAACACCGACCUGGUCCGCCGAGUUAAGGGUUCGGACGAGAUCAGCCAAGACGAAGGCUCUUCCAGCGGGCCCACGUUUCGACAUGUCUACAACCGUCUCUUUGGACCAACGUACGCCGGAGAAUAUAUAGCUCCGGAACCCGGUGUUUCCGAAGGCACAUAUGUUCUCUCGUACCCAGGGCUGGCAUUUAGCUUCCCUGUGAAACAUCAGUCCUGGUCCGAAAAGGUUGAUUUUGUGUCCAUUUUAUCAUCCAAUGCCACUGGCUCGGCAAAAUCUAUGGCCAUCUUCUCGGGGUCCUCGUGGACAGAAGCCAGGACAAAUUUGUAUACGAGAUCUCCAACGUAUCCUCGGUCACCGACACUCAUUGGCAAGUCUGUCGAGACAGCGCCAGACGAGAUCGAGGAGGUAAGAGUGUUCGGAGGUGGCCGACUAGAACUCCUACGGAGGGCCUCCCCGCCUAUGGCAAUCACGUUGAGUGAAACAACACCUCAAGAUCUUGUGGCGGAGCUGGGGCCCCCUGAUGCCAUAUAUCGAAAGAAUGAUCGACGGAUUUCCAUCCAUGCCACCGGUAAUCCUGCGAAUCGGCGGCGGCCUAGCAUGUCACCGGGGCUCGAUCCUCAGGCGUUGGACACGGACCAGUCGUCAGUUCAAAGCUAUACCGAAGAGUCAGACUUCGACCCCGAGCUUGAGGAGGACAGGGCAGAUUCGUCCAGUGAUGAAUGUUUCUACAACUAUUUUAAGCACGGAUUUGACAUUCUGAUAUCGUCCCCUGCCGCGAGAUCACCACCUUUCCCCGAUUCGACGACCGGCGAGAGCUCUGGCUCGUCUGGUGCACAACUGGUCGCCACGAAGAUCUUCCUCCAUGGUAACGUGCCUGGCUCGUUCGCUUUCAACCGCCAUCGUCGAAGUCGGUGGGUGAUCCGGACUCGUGGGGAAAGCCGAGGGCCAAUCCUCACCUCCGAAAUGACAUUUUCUGAGAUAUCUCGGGCGUUGAAAGAGGUGUGGCAUGACACCUACAAAGACGAGAACGAGGAGAAGCAAAUGCAGCGAGGGAUGGUCCUCAACAGGGGAUGGGGAGAGAGCCCCGAGAGCUCCAUAGAGUUGCUGGGUGAUCUAGAGGAAAGCCCGACUCGAGAAAAGGCAGCCGACCACGGCACGGUAGAUGCUGCAGGGGACAUGGGCAACACCGAGCUGUUUGGCUUCCCAGGGAUGUUGUUUGAAGUGCUGAAGAAUGACACUGUAAGCUGUUUGACGGUGUUUUAG